This is a messenger RNA of Homalodisca vitripennis (glassy-winged sharpshooter), 7562 nucleotides long. RefSeq names its product alpha-mannosidase 2 (gene alpha-Man-IIb). Gene Ontology annotation, molecular function: alpha-mannosidase activity; carbohydrate binding. The transcript is spliced from 6 exons. Gene Ontology annotation, biological process: N-glycan processing; mannose metabolic process; protein deglycosylation. Gene Ontology annotation, cellular component: Golgi membrane. The record is from RefSeq and is a predicted model, not a curated record. Lineage: Eukaryota; Metazoa; Arthropoda; Insecta; Hemiptera; Cicadellidae. The coding region runs from base 333 to 3791 and encodes 1152 amino acids.
UCGCCGUGAGUGACGCGUGUAUGUCUCACAGUACAGUCUCUGACACACUUUACGAGGUCAGUUUAUUGUCCUGUUUCAGUCCGGAACUGCCAAUACGGGUUUGCGAGUGAAUGUGAGUGUGUUGUUCGACGACUUCCGCAGAAUAUUGCUACAUUAGCCGUACAGAUGGAGCAGCACAUGUUCCGGUCGUGAGGUCAGCGGGAGAAGCUCAAACCUCUAUUCCAUACGUACGAUGUAGCUUGUGCCCGCUUAGUGACGGUGCUCAUCAUCUAACAGUUGAACCCCUGAAUGCGUAAUACUCUCCCCGGUGCGUGAGGCGAUGCCCGGCCGCCAUGUUUAAGAUAAUACGGCGUGGUCCACCCCGCUUCAUCGCGGCAAGUGCUGUGCUGCUGACUGUGCUGUUGUGUAUUUACUACGUCAACUUCAGCGGUGCUCCAAACUUGGGGCCCGGAGGCCCAGGUCUGGAACCGCUGCCUCUGGUGGAGGUCAAGCGUGACAAUGUGCAGGAGCCAGAGGAUAACGAGGUUCCCGGUGCACGAAGCCCUCCCGCUCAGGAAACGACCACUGCGCCUCCUGAGCCUGCCAGUGUCGUGUCCCCGGAGACCUGUGCUGUCACCUAUAUGGCCGAAGCGGACGUCGAUACUGUAGAACAGUUCCAGAAGUUCAACUUUCAGCCGUACUGGAUGAAAAGCCGGGAAUACUGGGACAGUAAUUUCGAAGACCGAUACAAGUCAAGAAAAUCUGAAUGGGCAAAAAUUCCACUGAAGGUGAUAUUGGUACCACAUUCUCACAAUGACCCCGGUUGGCUGAAGACAUACGAGAACUAUUACCACUUCCAGACCCGUAAUAUCCUCAACCACAUGGCCAACAAAAUGUCCGUCCUCAAGAACAUGACUUUCAUCUGGACAGAAGUGUCCUUCCUCGCCAAGUGGUGGGAAAGUGCUCAUCCGUCUAAGAAACAAAUGGUCCAGAAGCUGCUGGAAGAAGGACGGCUGGAAAUCACUACUGGAGGAUGGGUCAUGCCUGACGAAGCGACGUGCCAUGUUUUUGCCAUAGUUGAUCAGCUAAUUGAGGGUCAUCAGUGGUUGAGAAAUAAUCUUGGUGUGACGCCGUCUUCGGGAUGGUCUAUUGAUCCUUUCGGCCACGGAGCUACAGUUCCAUAUUUACUGAAGACUGCAGGCUUCACUGGUGGCGCAGUUAUCCAACGUAUUCACUACGCAUGGAAACAGUGGCUGGCUGAGAAGCAAAUGGGAGAUUUCUUUUGGAGACAAAAUUGGGAUGGAGAUGGACAUACCGACAUCCUAGUGCACAACCAACCGUUUGAUAUAUAUUCAAUAAAACACUCGUGUGGCCCCCAUCCCCAAGUUUGUCUCAAUUUCGAUUUCAGAAAAAUAUCUGGUGAAUAUACAGAGUUCUCGUUAACUGCAGUGCCUAUAGACGAUGAGAACGUUAAGCAAAAGGCGGAACUUCUCUUAGAGCAAUACGGAAGAACAGGUUCUCUUUUCCCUCAUAAUGUCGUUUUAAUGCCAAUUGGUGAUGAUUUCAGGUACGAUCAUGAUAUUGAGUGGGACCAGCAAUACAGAAACUAUAAAAAGAUUAUUGAGUAUAUAAAUCGAAAUAAAGACAUAUACAAUGCCCAAAUAAGCUUUGGAACACCCAAAGACUAUUUCCUAGCUGUUAAAGAACGAAUGAGGGAUUUCAAGAUUUUAAGAGGUGACUUCUUUGUCUAUAGUGACAUAUUCUCCGAAGGAAGGCCUGCGUAUUGGAGCGGAUAUUUUACUACUAGACCGUAUUGGAAAGUUUUAGAUCGCGAACUAGAAGCAAAUCUCCGAUCUGCAGAAAUUAUCUAUACGUUUGCUCUUAAUCAUGCAAGAAAACAAGCCUUCAAUAGUACUUUAAAGAUUUUGGAAAGAGAUUAUGAAAAACUAAUUCGUGCUAGACAAAACUUGGCUUUGUUCCAACAUCAUGAUGCCAUCACAGGAACUUCAAAAUCCUUUGUCAUGCACGAUUAUGCUCUGAAAAUGUACGAAGGGAUUCAGGAAACCGUAUUUGUACAAGGUUAUUCAGCUCAAACUUUACUCACAAUGGAAGAAAAUGCCGGACAAGCUCAACUUCCGCCAUCAGCGAGACUCGUAGUACCCGACACUGACCGUGAAUCUUACGAGAAACUGCCAAGAAAAGUUCCAUUAGUUGUUAAGAAAGGCGAAUACAAAAAGAUCGUUAUAUUUAAUUCACUUGCCCAAUACAGACAGGACGUUGUUAAAUUGCAUUUACUGACACCUAAAGUUAAUGUAGUCGACAUGGAAGGGAAUCCAAUACUAUAUCAAAUUAAUCCAGUGUGGAAUUUCACAGACGGCUUAAAAAGACACAAAAGACAAGAGGAUUCAACAGAACAGAGUAUGAGAUUGUCAAAAACUCAAUUUGAAUUGACGUUUGUAGCCGAGUUACCUCCUUUAGCUCUUACAACGUACAUCAUUGAAUAUUCUAAUGAGAAGAAUUUCGAUUUCAGAUCAGUUGUUUACUGUCAGACUUGCAAGAAACAUACUGAGUUUGAUGUAAAACCCAUGCAAGCUGGGGACAUUCAGUUAGAGAACCAUGCCUUAAAAUUGUUACUCGACGGGAGAUCAGGUUUCCUGAAAGCAAUUACAAAGAAAUCAACUAAUCACACAACACAGUCUGGGUUAACGUUUUCUGCUUACCCUUCUGCCCAGUUUCAUUCUGGAGCAUACCUGUUUAAACCCGAUCCUAACUUGCAGGAGACGGAAAAGGAAAUACUAGAUGACUAUCCUGGUCAGAAAAUCGUAAUAACUUCAGGUCCCAUAGCUUCUGAACUUACCGUCAUCUAUGGAAACUUACUGGCUCAUUCUGUAAGAAUAUAUCAUAAACCCGGUCCGUUGAGUCAAGGUGUCUAUAUUGAAAAUCUUAUUGAUUUUGAAGCACCUCCUAAAAAUCGAGAGACCGAAAUGUUCAUGAGAGUAGUGAGUGACAUCAGCAACGGAGACCCUCCUGAGUUCUAUUCGGACUUGAAUGGUUUCCAAAUGCAAAGGAGAAUCAAAGUGAAAAGGAUAGGUAUCGAGGGAAACUAUUUUCCAUUGAACUCCAUGGCAUUCAUACAAGACACAAAGCAUAGACUCAGUUUGCUAGUGAAUCACGCGCAAGGGGCUGCUUCGUGGCAGACCGGGUGGCUGGAAGUGAUGUUGGACCGCAGAACACUGUACGACGACUCUCGGGGAAUGGGCGAGGGUGUUGUUGACAAUAAGAAAACAAUAACCAAGUUUUGGUUGCUUUUAGAAAAUGUUCUCGAAUCUAACGAAUAUUCGAAACCUAGUUUAUUAGCCAAUUACUUGUCCCUAGGUUUAAUGUAUCCCCCUAAUAUAUUCAUAUUUGACACUCUAUCUAAUGAUGACGUGUUAGGUAGUAAGCCAAAGUUGAACUUUCACUCCAGUGUGCAACUACUCUCGAAGCCAUUGCCGUGUGAUGUACACCUAAUGAACCUGAGGACUCUGUCGGACCCGUCGUACCCUCUGUUCCCCUCGGAGUCCGCGCUGCUGCUGCUGCACCGCCAGGGAUACGCCUGCAACGCUGCCACGGAUGUUUCCAUCCCCAAGUGCAGUGUUCAACUGUCCUCCAGUGCAUUUUAUCCUAGAACGUUCUUUAUAGGAUUGAAAACUAAGAGUAUAGUGCAAACUUCAUUAACAGGGUUACAUAAGAUUAGCAGUGUUAAAUCGUUCGACAAUAUAAGUGUACAACCGAUGGACAUUGUUACGUUAAAUGUAACAUUUGUCCAUUGAUGUAGCUAUAAUUUAAUAUUUGAAUUUGUUUUCAUAAUCAAUGGCUGCGUAGGUGGUUAUAGUUGACUCAUUUUAAGGCAUUCAGACGUCUUCUUUUGGUAUUAAUACAGUUUUUAUCCAUUUGUUGACUAACGUUAGUUUAUUGUAACGAUUAUCAUCUAAUCAAAAAUAUCAAUAUGACAAGAAAGAUAUUUUUUUAUGAAUCGAUGUUGCGUAGAAGGAGCAUUUCAUAUCUUACAUUAGUGGCUUUCAUCUGUGUGAUGCGAUAUUAUAUGCUAAGCUAUGUUCCAUUGAUGUAAACUCAUCUGUCUUCUUGGCGUUUAUGCCAACAUUUUAAUUUAAUAUGUGACUGAUAUUUCAGUUGAAUCAAUUAUAUUUCAAUAAUAGUGUAAAAUAUUAUAUUUUUCUGUGCGUUUUUACAAUUUAGUAUUUUAUUUUAUGGACAAUUUUACAGUACUUUGUAGUGUUAAUAUGUUUUAAUUAUGUAGUCCUACCGAUGUUAAAGAUUCUCAAUAUUUUUAGUACGUAUUUCGUUUUAGUUUCUUAGUUAUUAUUCUUAUAUAACCAUAAUAUUUUAAAUAUUGAUUUUGCAUUUUACACAUACAUGUACACUUUUAAGAUAUUUAAUUGUAAUGUACAACGAUUUCUUCAAUGUUUUGUUUGUAUUUAUUGAUUUUAAUUACUAUUUAUUUAAUGUAUUGGUUUUCAUUACAUGAUUACCAAAUUUGAUCAGACCUAAUAACUAUUGUUCCAUCAAUAAAUAUUUUAUAGUCCAAAAAUGUUUAAAAGUACAAGCUCAAUAUGUAAAAUAAAAUAAUAUUUUUUGCAUCAGGUAUUUAUAUUUUCAGAUCGCCCCUUUCUAAUCUCCUUUGGUUAUUAAUAUUGAACUAACGUACGUCUUUUUCAUUCAAAUUGAAUUUAUACCAAAUAUACAAAUAAUACACAAAUGUAGACGCUGAUUUUCAAAACCACGUGUACCAAAAAAUCCCACAAACUUUAUAGACUGAAAUCUGUGGUUGCAAUGAUUUAGUGUAAAAAUUUGCAUACACUAAAAGUUUUAAAAUGCCACUUAAAAAAAGACUACGUGCCCUGGACAUUCACUUAAAAUUACAGCACGAAGUAGGCCAAUGUACAUGAUAUAAACAUAGAAUACAUAUCAUUCAUAAAUUUUCAUCAAUCCAUACAUAACCUUGUAAUAAAUAAUAAACGAAAAUUCUCAGCAAAUAAAAUAGUGCCUGAAUACAACAAGAUAAGAAAUAUUUUAAAAAAAGUAUAAAGCAAUACAUUUUAUUUUAUAAACACAAAUAGGAGAUGUCUAUUGAGUAGUAAACCCGUUUAACCUGCAAGCUGGACGAAACGUCCAAUUCUCAACGUAAGUAAGUUGCGGAGAAGAAUUAAAUUAUCAGCAGCUCCAUCUGAAAGUGGUGUAUUGGGUAGGCGUUUCUUUAUUUAAUUAGCAGCGCCUUGUUACAUCUUAAAAAAUAACUUAUUUAAACUUUCACAAACUUUUUAUUAUUAACGAUAUUAUUAUUUUAUUUUAAUACUAAUCUGAAGUAACGUAAAUUAAAUGAAAUUCUCCAAACAUUAUUUUAUUAUUUUUACAUUAUUUUAUGUCCUUAGUCUAGUUAGUUAAGUUCAUAAGGAUGAGUCAGUCUUCUAAACAGCUUGGACUAUACUAGUACAAAUGUUACAAAAAUAAAAGCCAUGUAAAUUUGAAUGUAAAUUUCAUCAAAUGUUUUGGUUGUAAUAACUGAAAUUUUAAUUAUUGUUGUACAAUAUUUUAGAUUGCAUGAUUGUUUUCAUUACAUUUUACAUUGAUAAUUAACAACAUUUUUUCGAUGUGACCAAUGAAGACAUGUCGAGUUCACAUUAUUGACUGAUUCCUGUGUACAAUACUUGUAAAUAGUUGUAAGAUAUAUAGAUAUUGUUGUAAAUAUUACAUUGUUCACUAUUAAAAUGGUUUAAACUGAGUAUUUUUGGACUCGUAUAAAUUAUAUUUUAUGAUAAACUACAAAUUAUAAACUAAGAAUUUCUAAAGUUUAUCAUCGGAUAUUAAGGAAGUGUGUACCGAGUGUAAAAAAUUUAAAUGAAUGAUGAAGGAGAUUUAAAAGACAGUUUAAUCUUAUUUAUUAUUGUACUAGUUUGUAUUACUGUUGUCAACAAUCGUUCAAUACCAAUCACUUGUUCUCGUGUUAUUUGAUACAUUUAUUACCUUGUUACUCUCUUACAAUUACAUUUAUUAUUUAAAAUACAGGCUCGUAAUUUUGGCUCGAUGUUUUUAUAGUUAUCAAUAUGUAUUCAGGCAGUAUUAUAGAAUAAAAAGAAACAUGAUUUUUUAUAGUAUCGUGUUAAUAUUUCUUAAAAUGUCAUCAAAACCCCGUUACAAUAAAAACGCUACCAUUUAAUUUUUAUAAAUAAUGAAUUAUACAAUUAUCUAAGUAUUUCUCACAAUGCUUGUAUUUCAUUGUAACACUUUUUUACUGAAACAGUAAAACACAAAAAGAUGUUGGAUUUUAAAUCGAAUAUAACUACUGCAGUAGUUACUGCAUUUAACUUUUUAAGGUCAUAUUUAUAUGUAUAAUAUAUAUGACUGAAGUGAAUUUGUAAUCGAGAAUAUUAAUUAUUUUUAUUAUUUAUUAUUGUUAUACAACUAUAGCUGUACAGAAUAAUUUGUCUCACUAAUUAGUUUUCUAGAGGCAAUACUCUUGAUAUUUAAAAAUCUGUCUUGAAUGUAAUCAUUAAAUAGAGGGUAGACUAUAAUUUAUAAUAAUUUUAAUAAACCUAAAACUAUAAAACUCUCAAUAGUUAUUAUUUAAUUUUCUGGACUUUGUUUUACUUUAAAAAGUUUUAUUUCUCCGCCCUUACUUUUUAAAAGUAUUUUAAUUUAUUGUAAAUGCACUUUAUGUAAAUUUACUUCAAAUAAAAUAAUUUAAAAGUUGUAUAAACAUCUCUUAUUUUUUGUAUUUCAUCAUUCAAUAAAAACCGCAAAUUUUAACGACAUUUCAAACGAUGAAUUUUGCGUCAAGUUUCAAAUCGGAAAUUUAAAGUUUCGUGAACAUGUGACUUAAUCCACAUGUAAGGUUAAAUUGGUUAAACAUUAUUUAUUUACAUAAAAAUAAUUAUGAAUACUAAGUAGGUUUUACUUAAAUAGCAUACUGGAAUAAUGAUGAAUCUCAGUUCUCCUCCUUAACAAGUAUAACAAUGCAUUUUUAUUUAAAUGUUUAAUUGGACAUUUUUCUGUUAUUUUUAUUUGGAACACUAUACGAGGCACUGUGUAAGCAAAAACUAUUCAUAUAUUUAUAUUUACAAAUAUGUUCUAGUCUGGAUUAACCCUGGCGCUCAAUAAACUAAUAAAUAAAUUCGUAUCUAACAAUAAAUUAAUUUUUUAUAUUGAAUUGAAUGAUAAUAGCCGUAUUAUUGUGUAUUUUCAACUUAAGUAUGCUUACUAUAUAUGUGCUAAAUUAUAAAACAUUCAAUACUAUCGUAAUACUUUGUUUGUUUUUAACAUUGUUGACUCCAAUAAAACUAACUGGUAUAUAAAGAAUCCAUGUGUGUAGUUUUCACAUGACCCACAAGUGUUAAUACGAAAUUACUACAUUCUUCGUUGAUUUGAACUCGGUCGGUUGUUCCAAGUACAAUUGUUUCUCAAAUGAAGUAAACAAACAAAUAUUGCUUAUAACAUAAUGUUUGUAAACUGUAUUUUGCAUGUUUAGAAUUAUUAGACUUGUUGUUAUUAUAAUAUUUAAGAGAAAUAAAUGAAAUGUUUUAAGA